Molecule: messenger RNA, 393 nt
Organism: Cyprinodon variegatus (sheepshead minnow)
Lineage: Eukaryota; Metazoa; Chordata; Actinopteri; Cyprinodontiformes; Cyprinodontidae
Product: class I histocompatibility antigen, F10 alpha chain-like
Exons: 2
Coding region: 1-393 (130 amino acids)
Biological process (GO): immune response
Cellular component (GO): external side of plasma membrane
Source: RefSeq, a predicted model, not a curated record
AUGAAAAACACCUUCCAGCCGCCACGGCAAACCGCGAAGAGGCUGCUGUUGAAUGGGAUUCCUAGUGACGGUGCAAUGCCAGUAAAUGGGGGUCCGAGCGGCUCCCACAUGACCCACUCCCUGAAGUAUUUCUACACGACAUCGUCUGAAGUCCCAAACUUCCCAGAGUUUGUGAUUGUUGGUUUGGUUGAUGAUGCCCAGAUGAUGUACUAUGACAGCAACACCCAGAAAGCAGUUCCUAAACAGGACUGGAUGGAAAAGAACAAUGAUGAGCAGUACUGGGAGGGGAACACUCGAAUCUUUCAGCGUCACCAGCAGGCCUUCAAAGUCAACAUUGAAACUGUAAAGCAGCGCUUCAACCAAACUGGAGGUUUGUGUUUAUUUCAUCAUUGA